AUUGGGAGGGUGGGGGGGUGAGGCCGAGGACCGGGCCCGGGAGGCACCAUGGCGGCCGCCCUGGGCGCGGGCGGAGGAGCCGGAGCCGGAGAUGAUGACUUUGAUCAGUUCGAUAAACCUGGUGCAGAACGGUCUUGGAGAAGAAGAACUGGAGAUGAUGACUGGGAUAGUGAACUCGAAGAUGACUUGCUUGGAGAGGAUUUACUAUCUGGCAAAAAGAAUCAGUCCGAUUUGUCAGAUGAAGAACUGAAUGAUGAUCUUUUACAAAGUGAUAAUGAAGAUGAUCCAAAUUUCAGUUCUCAGGGUGUCACAAUUAGUCUUAACACAACGUCCGGGAUGGUUACAUCAUUUGAACUCUCAGAGAGCACCAAUGAUCAGUCUGUGGAACAUGAAGCGGAGUAUGAGCAAGGGGAGGAUGAAAUGGUUUAUCACAAAUCUGAUGGAUCUGAAUUGUACACUCAAGAGUACACAGAUGAAGGACAGUAUGAAGGCACUGAUGCUGAACUGACAGAAGACCAAAUAGAAUAUGUGGAAGACCAGGGGGAAGAAGAAAUUUACAAUGAUGAAGUGCUAGACAUUGAAAUCAAUGAACCUCUAGAUGAAUUUCCAGAUGAAGAAUGUAUACAGUCAUAUGGUGAACAGCAAGGGAUGCAAGAGCAAGCAGACUAUGUUGCUGAAGAGGAAUUAGAGGAGAUUCCUGAUUCUCAAGCUGCUCCUGAAUCUGAUGAGACAGCUAUUGAAACUUUGGAACUUCAAAAGGAAACAAAGGAGGAAUCUGAUGAAGAGGAGGAAGAUGAUGAAGAAUCUGGUCGAAUACGAUUCAAAACUGAACGUAAAGAAGGAACGAUCAUUAGACUAUCAGAUGUUACCAGAGAGAGAAGAAACAUUCCAGAAACUUUGGAACUUUCUGCAGAAGCCAAAGCUGCAUUACUUGAAUUUGAAGAAAGGGAACGGCAACACAAGCAGGGCCGCUAUGGCUCAAGAAGAGGUGGAAGAAGAGGAGGAUCCGUAAUGUGUCGAGGAAUGGGAGAUCAGAGAAGAGAUAACAGUGAACGAGGAAGAAUGAAAGACCACAGGCCUGCUUUGCUACCUACACAGCCUCCUGUAGUGACUCAUUCACCAAGGCUAAUUCCUCCACCACAGUCUCAACCCCAGCCUCAGCCUCAACCUCAGCCUCAGCCUCAGCCACAGCAACAACCUCCACCCCCACCUCCACCUCCUCCACCUCCUCCUCCUCAACAGCAGCAGCCUAUUAGAAGUCUUUUCCAGCAACAACAGCUGCAGCCUCUGCUCCCCUUGCAGCACCCACACCAUCCUUCACCUCCUCAAGCGAUGCACAUGCCACCCCAAAUGGAAACCCCUAGAAUAAUGAUGACGCCUCCCCCCGUGACACCCCAACAACCGAAAAAUAUUCAUAUAAAUCCACAUUUCAAAGGGAAUGUAGUCACCCCAGUUCAAGUGCCCUUGUUACCGGUACCAAACCAGCCAAGACCUGCUGUAGGACCCCAGAGAUUCCCAGUUCCCCCAGAGUUCCCGCAGCACACACCUGGGCCCGUCCCCUCUACUUUCAGUCAGCCCCCGCGGCUUCCACUCCAGGACCAGUGGAGAGCCCCCCCACCACCACAGGAAAGAGAUCCUUUCUUCUUAGGAGUUUCAGGAGACCCAAGGUUCCCAAGCCAUCAUUUAUUUGAGCAACGCAGUCCCCCACCGCCGCCACCUCCUCCCACGCUUCUUAACAGCAGCCAUCCGGUUCCUACCCAGAACCCCUUGCCUUUCCCUCAGCCUGGACCAGCAUUUAAUCAACAAACACAGCAACCGGUAUUUCCCAGAGAAAGGCCAGUAAGACCAAAUAUCCAGCCUCCAGGUCCUGUGGGGAUCCUUCAUUUCAACCAACCCGGCACACCAAAUACCCGGCCUUUCAUUCCUCCUAGACAGCCAUUCUUACCGGGCCCAGGACAGCCGUUUCUGCCAACGCAUACUCAGCCCAACAUGCAGGGCCCUCUGCACCCUCCAUUGCCGCCGCCUCAUCAGCCCCAGCCCCAGCCUCAGCCCCAGCAUCAGCAGCCGCAACAAGCCCAGCACCAGCCACAACAUCACCAGCACCAGCCGCAGCACCCCCAUCCGCCGCAGCACCCGCCGCCGCAGCACCCGCCGCCGCAGCACCCGCCGCCGCCGCACCCACCGCCGCCGCACCAGCCGCCGCAGCACCCGCCCCAGCACCAGCCGCCGCAGCACCCCCCGCCCCAGCUUCAGCACCCACAUCACCAUCACCUUUCCGUCCCACCGCCACCUCUGAUGCCUAUGGCGCAGCCUCAGUUCAGGCCCCACAUACAGACGGCCCAGCCGCAGCAAGCCAGCAAUCGAAUGCAGUGUCCCCAGCGACAGGGUCCGAGACACAGUACACCUUCGCAGAAUGUUUCCAAGCGGCCGAUUCAGCAGAUGCAGCCAACCGCUCCAAGGAACAGCAAUUUACGUGAAUUACCGAUAGCGCCAGCACACGUUCUGGAGAUGAGUAACAACCGUUGCAAUGCUACCCCUGCAGCCCAGGUGAAACCUCUCACCAGCACCCCACCACAACCACCAUCACCUUCUACCAGAUCUGUUGUUGGGGUCAGGACCCCCCAGGGAAAGACUGAAAUGAAAGCCAGACCAGUUCAUCCUGUGGCUCAUACCAAAGUAGACGCAAAAAAUGAACCAGAAUUUUCCGAUGAAGAUGAAGAGACUAGGUUGUAUCGUUUAAAGAUUGAAGAACAGAAACGCUUACGGGAGGAAAUUCUGAAGCAAAAGGAGUUACGACGGCAGCAGCAGGCUGGUGCUCGGAAGAGGGAAUUACUUGAAAGACUCGCUCAGCAACAGCAACCUUACACUCCCCAGCCCUCAGUAGAACAAGAAGAGGAACCAUCAUUGUCCCCAACCAAUGGCAACCCAUUGCUACCUUAUCCCGGGACGCAGGCCAGACCAAAUGUGAAAAACAGGCUUCUGGUCAAAAAGCAAGAUGCAAUCAUUACAGAAGUUCAACCCAAAACACCGAAUUUCGGGCAAGGCGGGGCAAACUUGCAGUAUCCAGGACAGCAGAUGAAACCAGUGAAACAGUUGAGGCAGAGUAGAACAGUUCCUCCGGGUCAACCCCAGCCACCCCAGAAAGGGCAGCCAACAAAGCCAGUCGACACGGACGAAGCUCUGCACCUCAGCCAGGCUGCUAGAGUGGCGUCAGUACAAGGCCGACCCCAGGAUAUGAAGCCUGGCGUGAAAAGGACCGUAAUGCAGCGAACGAACACUGGUAGUGGAGAUGGGCCACAUGUGAGCUCCAAAGUCAGGGUGAUUAAGUUGACAGGAGGGCAGGGGGGAGAGAAUGUUGGCUUUUUUCACCCAGAGGGCCAUCCCCAACGGCUCCCGCCGUCUCCAGAACUGAGGCAGCAGCCUGUGCGGAAGGUCACGCUGACAAAGGGAACGCUUCAGCAGCAGCAGCAGCAGCAAUAUCAGCAGCAGCAGCAAUAUCAGCAGCCGCAAUAUCAUCCGCAGCAGCAGCAUUUAUCGGGGGCAGCCCAGAUCCACUCAACUGGCCCUCCAGGAAUCAGAAACAUCCAGGGAAUUCACCCAGCCAAGAAGGUCAUUAUGCACGGGAGAGGCAGAGGAGUAGCAGGCCAGAUGGGCCGGGGACGCUUGAUGCCAAAUAAACAGAAUCUGCGCGUGGUGGAGUGCAAACCUCAGCCCUGUAUUGUGUCAGUUGAAGGGCUUUCUUCAUCAACUACUGAUGUCCAACUGAAAAACCUGCUGAUGUCAGUAGGACCCAUUCAGAGUUUACAGAUGAUUCCCCAGCAACGGAAAGCCAUAGCGAAGUUUAAGGAGCCAGAACACGCAUUAGCAUUUCAACAGAAAUUCCACAGGCACAUGAUAGAUUUGUCCCACAUAAAUGUGGCCCUGAUUGUUGAAUGAUUUCUCCUGAGUGAAACUGGUUCUUACACUAGUAGAAGCUACUGUGGAAUUUCUCCAGGAAGCAGAUUUAGAAGCUGGAUCAUCAGGAUCUUAGAUCUUUUCAGCCUUACAAUUCUUGUUUAACUGUUGUCUGGAACUACAGAACACAAAACAGAAUUGACUCAAGAGAAGCUGAACUGAAGGAUCCAGAGAACUGGAGCUUGGGUGUUAGAGUCUCCCUGCUAUUGUAACCAUGAUGAACUACAGUUUUUUGUGUUUUUUUUAAGUGCUUACCAAUGCAUGUAGACGUUGUUCUUCAAGAUAUGACUGUGUGAUCACAGUAACUUAGAUUGAGGAAAGAACACUCAUGUCAUAAAUUAUAAAGAUUUUCCAUAGAAAAGAAUAUUUGAUAAUGGUUGCUCUUAUCUUCAGUACAGGCUAGAAAAUCCCUUUCUCCACCAACCUCAUGUAGAUUUGAAGGCUUUAGCAGUGCAUUCCAAACAGGGGCAGCUGAAUUCAUUGACAAUUGCAUAUCCUGGGUGUGCCCACGGGAUAAUAUCGCGUUCCUAUAAAUAUUCGCAAGCCCAGUCUCUGCAUUUUCUCUGUCCCUGCCAAACUCCCCACCCUUCUUCCAAACUCGCAAGCCCACUUUGCCAACCUUUCCAUCCUCCCAACUCCCAACCAUAGAAUUCCCUUUGUCCCCUUUCCUGAUCAAAACAAACAAAACAAAAAACAACUCUAGGCUUAACUGCUUUUCUCCCCGGCUAGAAAAGAAAUAUCAUUAUCUUCACCAUCAAGUAGCCCCAAGGGAGGGUUACUAGUAGCGAUGUAGGAAGGGUGCAGGAAGAAUUUGAAGAGCUUUCUGAGAUCCGAUGGGUUUUUUUCGGAGAUACAGCGUGGAAGUGGUAUAUUUGCACCGCUUCCCCUGUGUCUUGUGCCAUUGCUGUGGGGUACGGCUUCUAAAAUUCUUGAUUCGAUUGUUGAUUUUUUUUAAUUUCAGGCAUAUUGUGCAGGGGGGCUGUAGAGUCAUGCAGACAGUUCAAAGCUAAGAAAUUUGAAUUUGUGGCUUGUCCAUAUAUACGGAAAAGGGAUUAUGAGUGAUGGCUUACCUGGAGGUGGAACUGAUAGCUGCCGCCAUUAUGUGGAAAUAUUGAGGCUGCUCUUAGCAAGUUGGCCGCCAUGCUUCCUUUAGGUGAAAUCUCUCCCUUUUCCAUGGGCUCUAAAAUUAUUCUGGACAAUCCUUGCAAAGUGCCUUAAUUUAUGUCUGCACGUACGUUUUGUCAACAUUUUCAUUGAUUUGGGUAAAUUUCAAUUUGGAGACCGUACUCUUCGGGGAAAUACUUUAGGGCACACCUGGACUUCUGAGUCACCUUUUACACGUAGCUGUUUUGUAAAGUUGAUAGGCGUAUAAGUCCUUAAGUAAGAGGAUUCAAAAUGGUCUUGUAGGGCAGAUGCAUGGGGGGGGGGGGGGCAGGGAACAGCAUGAGUUCAAGGAACUGCGCAUUCGAAUCAGAUUCCUUGCUCGCCUUCUGUUGUCUUAGAGGACCAAGUCAACCUGGGCUUUAGCAACUGUUUCUUCCAACCAUAAUUCUAGCUGCCUCUCUGACUGAGCCAUCAAUACACAGCCCUCGAUACGGGGAUGGUGUCAUUUAUUGUAAGCGUGAUAGUGGACAAUGAAACUCAUUUCAUUGUUGCGCUUCGAAAAGGAAUAUUUGCCUCAGCAAGCUGGAAGGAAACCCAUGUCGGAGGAGAUGAGUAGGAAUACUUCCCUGCCGUGAGCUGGGUGUCUAGGGCAUGCACGGUCUCUGUGGGUCACCAGGUUUCCGCCAGUGGAAACUGCCUUCCUUGGAAUUGAGGAUUCACCGUAAUUGGCCGCUUCUCCCAGCCCAUGAUCGCACUGGGAAACUGAGGUUGUCAGGAGCAGACAAGCAGUAGCUAGGAGGAACUGACGCCAUUUAGGAGCCGAGUUUGGCAGUGGCCACACUCAUAGCCAAUCGCUCUGAUGGCAGUUGAGUUUGUUGUUGGAAUCUGAGCUUCGGUGGACAACAUCCACUCAGUUUGGCCAUUUAAAAUGAACGAUUUUAAAGAUUCCACCCUCUUUUCCAACACUGGCAGUUUUUUGGUUUUGAGAACAAACCAAAAAUCUGAACUGUGAGUCCCAAAAGUAGUAAGUAGACUCGUGAGGAUGUUUAUGCAUACUUCUCUGGGAGCACCACUGAACUAAAACCGAAUACUGUUUGUGCACGUGGAGGGCAGAGGCAGAUUUUUAUAUCGAGUUUCAGGUCUGCGUAUCACCUGAUCUGGGUAUUUGGUGUGGGUGCUGUGUGGGUAUGUAUGUGCAUGAGUUUUACACACGUGCAUAAACGACCAGUCCCUUAAGCAUGAUGAUAGUACGGCGGUCGAUACAGAAAACAUAUUAGAAUAAUGAAAUAAAAGUUAGACCUCUUUAAUGUGAUCUACCCCAAGCAAAUUGGGGAUGUUAGCAGAAACCAAUCGGAGGGAUAGCCUCAACAUUUAUAGUUCUGUGGGGUACCUCCCACAAUAGAGGAGGAAGGAGAAUUAGACAGUCAUGUUAUUUCGACUCUUACAGCAUUUCUAGCAGAUAAGUCUUAAUCUUAAGCUAAACCCUCUUUGGAAGAUCUGUUGCAACCAUUAUCUUUGUUCUUUCUUUAUCAUGCAUUUAAAUGAGAAGCAGAAUGCAAAAAUUGCAUUUGAUGUACUAUGUAAAUAUGGACCUUUUAAGAUUAAAAAAGAUUUCUCCAAGUGCUUACAAUUCAGCCACACCGUAGCUAUUUGUUAAUUUUUUGUGUUGUCUUAUCAAACUCCAGUGGAUACCGUUCCAUAAAUGUUGAUGUGUUUUUGUGUAUCUCUUCAAUUUUUAUAAAGAUGGGAGUAAGUCAAUA
Ornithorhynchus anatinus (platypus) is the source of this 6818-nucleotide messenger RNA. It is a transcript of the gene RBM33, whose product is annotated as RNA binding motif protein 33. The coding region runs from base 49 to 3936 and encodes 1295 amino acids. The record is from RefSeq and is a predicted model, not a curated record. NCBI's taxonomy places the organism in Eukaryota, Metazoa, Chordata, Mammalia, Monotremata, Ornithorhynchidae. The transcript has 19 exons. Gene Ontology annotation, molecular function: RNA binding.